GCGGCGCUCGGAGCCGCCGCCGGGGGCGGCCGGGCCGGAGGGGCCGCGGAGCCCGGGGAGCGCGGGGAGCCGGGCGGCGGCCGGCAAGGCUGGCGCGGAGAGUCGCGGGGCUCGCCGCAGCAGCUGGCGGAGCGGUACGCGGAUCUGGCGGCCAGCCACAGCGAGGCGCUGCGGCAGCGGGAGGAGCGCGAGUGGCACAACGCGCGGCUGCGCCAGGAGAACGUGCGGCUGCGGCUGGAGAACCGCCGCCUGCGCCGCGAGAACCGCUGCCUCUUCCGACAGGCCCUGCUGGGGCCCGGCCCUGACAAGCCCCCUGUCGAGCCGGGCGAAGAGGCGGAGGCCCUGCGCGCCCAGCUGGCGCGGCUGCAGGAGAAGCACCGCCGGGCCCUGCGGCACCUGCGGCGCUGCCGGGCCGCCGGCGGGCAGGAGGCCUCGGUAGCCGAGGACGGCGAGUUGGAUGAGCUGCUGUUGGAGGAGGACGAACAGUCGCUGGAUAAGAAGAGCCUGGUGCCGCCCGUGUAGGCGGCCCGGGGGGAGGGGGCGGUGUUGCUGGGCCCUGCGAGCCCUCCCUGCCCGCUCGCCCUCUUGCCUGUGCCCCCCUGCCCGCCCGCCCGCCCUCAGUCGAAACAGGCCCUUCCCAGAGGAAAGAUGGGGAGGAGUUCGAGUUUCUUAAUCGUUUUUCCUGAUGUAUAUCCAGGAAGCAUUGAGCGUGAUCGAGGAGAACCGGGUUCAUCUGGGAAACCGAUGCUUGGAAGACGAGAGGAAUGCCUCAAAGCAGCUGUUGUUAUGGAGAAAAAAACCGCGCUGAAGAGAACAGAUGAUCUCGUGUCAUCUCACAGCACUGAACUGUGCUUCCUUUGGGGACCAGCUGUGGAUCACCUUCUCUGAGUUAGUGACUGUCAUGUAGGCUUCAAGAGCCAUGGAGACUGGCUAGUUCUUAGUAGUCUCUGUUUGUUAGGAAGGAAGGUGGAAACCUUGUCACUACUCUGGUAGAAGUUGGUGAUUAUUUGAACUAUGAAUUGCCUUGGACACUGGCUGCAAAACAUUAUUUGUAUUUUUAAUGAUGGACCUUGUUCACUAUCACAUGACUAUUGAUUUGAAUUUCACAUUUUCACACAAAACUGCAGCUGAUAAAUAAAAUUAUGACACACCAAAUGA
Molecule: messenger RNA, 1158 nt
Organism: Neopelma chrysocephalum (saffron-crested tyrant-manakin)
Lineage: Eukaryota; Metazoa; Chordata; Aves; Passeriformes; Pipridae
Gene: TUSC1
Product: tumor suppressor candidate 1
Exons: 1
Source: RefSeq, a predicted model, not a curated record